Aspergillus lentulus is the source of this 438-nucleotide messenger RNA. RefSeq lists its product as uncharacterized. Lineage: Eukaryota; Fungi; Ascomycota; Eurotiomycetes; Eurotiales; Aspergillaceae. The record is from RefSeq and is a predicted model, not a curated record.
AUGGCCCAACCAGCAGACUCUGGAAAUGGAGUCCUAUCAAUGACUUCUCCCAUGACCCCUCAUGGCCAACACCGUGGUCACACCCUGAAUUCACUGGUACUGACACGGAGCGUUACAAGCGGUGGCGUCAGCAGCCGUGGUUCAAAGAUGAGCAGCGCUCUUCUAUUGCGACUCUUUCAUCGUGCUUACGGCAAAUGCUGGCCCUGGGGCUACUUCAUCUACCGCACGGUCUACACCCUCGAGUCUGAUCAGAUUGACCGCGUCGAUGGUGAUUGGUAUACUGAGGCCGAGGAUCAGGAUCAUGGCUUUCCUGAGAAGCUUGUCCACGAGUCAUACAAAAAUGUUAUCCUUGAGGACAAGGAACGCUGGGACGCUGCAUCAAUCGAGCAGAUUCGCGAGGAUUUCAAGGCCCUUAUUGCGUCUCGGGCGCUGAGAUAG